Boleophthalmus pectinirostris (great blue-spotted mudskipper) is the source of this 1392-nucleotide messenger RNA. Its product is annotated as mucin-2-like. The record is from RefSeq and is a predicted model, not a curated record. NCBI's taxonomy places the organism in Eukaryota, Metazoa, Chordata, Actinopteri, Gobiiformes, Gobiidae. The coding region runs from base 1 to 1392 and encodes 463 amino acids. The transcript is spliced from 3 exons.
AUGUUCACCGCGGAGCCCGGAGGAGCCUGGGUCCGUGGGUCCGUGGGUCUGUGGGUCUGCGGAUCCGUCUGUGCGACACUAGGACCGAGCUGGCGGAACCAAACAGGAAAUGUCCCAACAACGUCCGCCAACGCCGCCAACGCCCGCCAACGCCACCAACACCACCAACGCCGCCAACACCACCAACACCGCCAACACCAGCCGCCAACACCACCAACACGCCAACACCCAACCCGCCAACACCACCAACGCCGCCAACACCACCAACGCCACCAACGCAACACCACCAACGCCACCAACACCACCAACGCCGCCAAACGCCGCCAAACCACCAACCGCCCAACACCACCAAACGCCACCACCCCGCCAACACCACCAACGCCGCCAACGCCACCAACACCACCAACACCGCCAACACCGCCCACCACGCCGCCAACGCCGCCAACGCCACCAACGCCGCCAACACCACCAACGCCCGCCAACACCACCAACACCCCGCCAACGCCACCAACACCACCAAACGCCGCCAACACCACCAACACCACCAACGCCGCCAACACCACCAACGCCCGCCAACGCCACCAACGCCACCAACACCACCAACGCCGCCAACACCACCAACACCACCAACGCCGCCAACGCCAACCCAACGCCACCAACGCCGCCAACACCACCAACACCACCAACGCCGCCAACACCGCCCGCCAACACCACCAACGCCACCAACGCCGCCAACACCGCCAACGCCACCAACGCCACCAACGCCGCCAACCCAACGCCAACGCCGCCAACACCACCAACGCGCCAACGCCACCAACACCCGCCAACGCCGCCAACGCCACCAACACCAACCAACGACCACCAACAGCCGCCAACACCGCCAACGCCACCAACGCCGCCAACGCCACCAACACCGCCAACGCCGCCAACACCACCAACGCCGCCCAACACCACCACCAACGCCACCAACACCACCAACACCCAACGCCAACCAACGCCACCAACGCCACCAACGCACAACGCCCCACGCCGCCAACGCCACCAACACCACCAACGCCGCCAACACCACCAACACCCGCCAACACGCCACCAACACCACACACACCACCAAACACCAACCAACGCACCAACACCACCAACGCCACCAACACCACCAACGCCAACACCACCAACGCAACACCACCAACAGCCACCAACGCCACCAACGCCGCCAACACCGCCACACACCACGCCAACCCGCCAACGCCCCACGCCACCAACACCAACGCCACCAACGCCGCCAACCCGCAACACCAACCAACACCACCAACGCCACCAACGCACCAACGCGCCAGCCAACGCCAACACACCCAAAGCACCACGCACCACGCCGCCAACACCACCAACAUGUAA